CUCAAACUCUCUUUUCUUAAUCUUCUCAAUUAACUGGAGUAGUAGCUCCAUCCAUUUGGUAACUGAAAACUACUGCAAGGCAAGAAUUUCUGCUAUCUAGUCCAAAAAAAAAGGGUUCAAUCCUCAUCAUGCCGGCUAGAAAACACGUCGCGAACAGUUCCAGAUCUGACUUUUUCCCUACCGCCGCGGCGAACCGCUCCAAAACGCUGUCCAUCACCGGACCAACGCUCCACGCGUCACGCCGCCGCGCUGCCGGCCGCCGGCCGGGAACCAGUCCGCCUCCCCUCCCGCCAUAAUUUAAAUACAGCAAAACGCAAAAUACCUGUCCUGCCCCUGCUCCAGCUCAUGGUGAUCGCCUUGUCUCCCGUGCCUGUUUCGGUCAUUUCUGCCUCGUGCCUCCUGCUUGCCAAGCCCAACCAAGAUGGUCAAGACAAACCCGUCCCCGUCGCCGUGCGCUCGCAGCCAGUGCUCGAUCACCGCAGCGCCAUGGCCAGGCCGACACCGACGUACUCCACCAUCGUGGCCCACGCCACCGCCUUCCUCGCCGAGCUCAUCGCGGACCCGCUCCUCCGGCGCCACCUACUCUCCGCUGCCGCGGCCGCGGACGGCGGCGGGGGGCAGCAGCACCCGGCGGGCACGCUCCAGGCGCUGUCUCUCAUAUCGGACGCGCUCGACACCGCGGCCUCCGCUUCGCCCUCGCCGUCGUCUCUCCGCGCCGCUGAGGGCCUGCUGAAGUCGCUCCCCGAGCCGACCCCUCUCUCCUGCCUCCUCCUCGCGCUCGCGUGCGCCGCGCGACGCCGCGGCGGGGCGCCGGCCGCUGCCGCCGUUCUCGACCUCUUCGCAAUCGACCCCGCUCUCGCGCGCCACGAGCUCGCACCCGCGGCCUUCGAGGCGCUGUUCGCGCCACGCCUACUCCCAGUGAUGCGGCACUUCGCGGCGCGCCGCGCAUCCGCCUCCGCCUCCACCGCUGCGAAUGGGGACGAUGACAGGUCGGUGGAGACGGCGGCGCUUUCGGCGAUGCGGGUGCUGUCGCUGUUGAGCGGCGCCCAGGCGCAGGAGAUGAGGAGCCUGGAGCGGGAGUACGAGAAGGUGCUCGACGUGAACUGCAAAGCGUACGCGCUCUAUCUGAAGAAGAUCCUCGAAGCCGGCGAGAUGUCGACGGUGUCAUCACCACCGUCGCCUCCUCCAGAGCUAGCGUUCGGCGUCGGAUACGGCGAAGAGAACAGCGGCGAUGAGGAUUCCACGCCGGAGACCAACGACGCUGUCAGCUCGCAGAAUGACGUACGGUACAAUCCGAUGUGGGCGGACGGGGACGAGCAGGGCGAUCUGUACCCGCGGCGCCAGGGCAGCGGCAAGGGCCGGAGGAACCUGAUGAGGCCGCCGAGCCUGUACCCGCAGCGCGUGCCGCCGCACCUCAUAGUGCAGCAGCAGCAGUCGCCGCCGAUGGGCAGUGGAAGCCCGGCGUCAAGGCUCCGAGCGGAGCACUCGCAGUCGCAGUCGCCGGCCGCGCCUUCCGACGAUAGCAUGGAGGAGUUUUCCUCCGAGCUCUGGGCCGGCAAAGAGGAACAGCGCGCGGCGUCGCCACUGCCCAAGCCACGCGGAGUUCCGCCACGAGCACGCGCCGACGACGGCCGGCUGUCUCCGGAGCCCGCCAGCUCCCCGAUGCGCGGCGACGCUGACCCGGUGGUGGGGACGACGCAGUCGCUGGCGACGCCCAAGGACUUCGUGUGUCCGAUCACCAGCCAGGUGUUCGACGACCCCGUCACGCUUGAGACCGGCCAGACCUACGAGCGCCGCGCCAUCCAGGAGUGGCUCGACCGCGGCAACGCCACCUGCCCCAUCACGCGCCAGCGCAUACACGGCGCGCAGCUGCCCAAGACCAACUACGUCCUCAAGCGCCUCAUCGCCGCCUGGCGGGAGCAGACGUCCCCGGCCGCCACGCCCACGCGCGCUGCUACAUCCCCGGGGACGAUGGAGAGCCCCGCGCCGUUCAAGAUCAACUCGCCAUCCCCGGACACCACCAGCAGCCACUCCAGCGCGCCAUCGCCCACUAGCGUCAUCGCGCAGGCCUCCCUCGAGAGCGCCAUCGGCGAGCUCCGCGCCGCGGUGUCCUGCCUCUGCACUUCCGAGGACCUGGCCGAGUCCGAGAAGUCGGUGCUCAAGAUCGAGCGGCUCUGGCGCGAGGCCGGCGCCGACCAGGUCGUCCUCGCCGCGCUGGCCAGGCCCGCUGUGAUCAAUGGUUUCGUGGAGAUCCUCUUCAACUCCGUCAGCGCGCAGGUGCUGCAGGUUGCCGUCUUCAUCCUCGCUGAGCUCGCCUUCCGGGACGACGCCGUCGUGCAGACACUGACCAGGGUCGACUCCGACGUGGACUGCCUGGUCGCCCUGUUCAAGAAAGGCCUGGUGGAGGCCGUGGUGCUCAUCUUCCUCCUGUCUCCGACGCCAGAGCAGCUCGUCGAGAUGGACAUGGCCGAAGCUAUCGUCUCCACCAUCCGGCGCGGCGACGAGAACCCGCUGAAGAUGUGCGUGAAACCCAAGGCCGCGUCGGUGAUCCUCCUCAGCCAGAUCCUCGUGGAAGGCGGCACCGACAGCGCCACGUCGCCGGUGCCAAGGUCUGCCUUGCUGUCCGAGAGGUUCAUACGGAGCGUGGCCGUGAGCCUGGAAGCCGAGCAGGUCGAGGAGAGACUGGCCGCCGUGCGGAUCCUACUGAGGUGCAUCGGAGAGGAUGGCCACUGCCGGAGCAGCAUCGUCGAGAAGUCGUCCCUGGGCGCCGUCCUCGACGCCUUCCACGUCGUCGGCGACGCGGACAAGUUCGACAUCGUGCGGUUCCUCUAUGAGCUGCUCAAGCUGAAAAAGCGAUCGGCGGCGGAGCGCGUUCUUCGGACGAUCAAGGAGGGCAGCUCCUUCAGCAUGAUGCACACGCUUCUCGUGUACCUGCAAUCCGCGCCACCGGAAUAUAGCCCUGUUGUUGCAGGACUACUCCUUCAGCUCGAUCUCUUGGUGGAGCCGAGGAAGAUAAGUAUGUACCGCGAGGAAGCGAUGGAUAUCCUCAUCCAGUGCCUCAAGAACACCGACUUCCCUCGGAGCCAGCUCCUUGCUGCCGAGACCAUCAUGAGCCUCCCCGGGAAGUUCUCGUCGUCGGGGAGGCCGCUCGCUCGAUCGGCGCUGCUGAAGCUGGCAAGGGUGAAAGAAAGGUACCGGCAGUCGCAGGAGCUGAGCAUUGUUCGCGCCGACGGCGAAGACGAAAUGGAAGAAGAGAAGGCUGCCUCCGAAUGGGAGAGGAAGACGGCCUACGCAUUAGUGAGCCAUGAGUUCGGGCUGGUCUUCGAGGCCCUGUCCGAGUGCCUGACGAGCAAGAACGCCGAGCUGUUCACAACGAGCCUCGUGUGCGCGACCUGGCUCGUGUACAUGCUCUCCCUCCUACCCGACACCGGCGUGCUCGGGGCCGCGAGGGUCUGCCUGCUGCGCCAGUUCGUGCUCGUCCUCCGGUCCGCGAAGCACGGCAGCGACAGGGUCCUCGCCAUGGUGGCGCUGAGGAGCUUCAUGAACGACCGCGAGGGGAUGCAUGACAUCACGACGUACAUCAAGGAUGUGCUCAAGACCCUGAGGGAGCUGAAGAAAUCGUCCGGCCUCGCGUUCGAGAUGCUCAAGCUGCUAUCAGAUGGCCAAGAAUCCAGCGUUGACAUGUGGAAUCAUAAGGAGCUUAGCCAAGCAGACUGCAGCUCAAAUGGUGAAGUAACAUCAAUUGUGUACUUAAAGAGUUACAUCUUCUCUGGCCACUCUGAUGGAAUACUAAAGGUCUGGGAGGGAAGUGAAAACAUCCUUCGCCUCGUCCAUGAGUCUCAAGAACACACAAAAGCAAUCACCAGUUUAGCAGUCCUACACUCGGAGGAGAAAAUCUUCAGUGGAUCCCUGGACAGAACUAUAAGGGUGUGGCAGUUCCGGGACAGCCUCCUCCGUUGCGUCGAGAUCCACGACACGAGAGAGCCGGUGCAGAAUCUGGCCGUCGCCAACGCCAUGGCCUGCUUCGUGCCGCAAGGCGCAGGCGUUAAGGUGCUUAGCUGGAACGGCAACUCCAAGAACCUCAACCCCAACAAGUACGUGAGGUCCAUGGCGCUCGUGCACGGCAAGCUCUUCUGCGGCUGCAACGACAGUAGCAUUCAGGAAAUCGAUCUGGCGAGUGGAACACUGGGUGUAAUCCAGUCCGGCAACAAGAGGAUCUUGGGGAAGGCGAACCCGAUAUACUCCCUGCAAGUUCAUGAUGGACUGCUCUACACCGGAAGCACUUCUCUAGACGGCGCAUCGGUCAAGGUGUGGAACAGCUCCAACUACAACCUCGUCGGCUCAAUGCCGUCGUCGAUGGAGGCUCGGUCGCUUGUGGUCAGCACGGACCUGAUAUACCUAGGCUCCAGGAACGGCGCCGUGGAGAUCUGGUCCAGGGAGAAGCUCACCAGGAUAGGUACGCUCCAGGCCGGCGGUCCCAGCUGCCGCAUCCAGUGCAUGGCCGUCGACGGCGACGGCGACGUCCUGGUCGUCGGGACAUCAGACGGCAGAAUUCAGGCGUGGGGAUUGACUUGAGAAGUUGCAGAUUAUUGGGUGCAGAGGAAGAUCAAGGGAUGGUGAAUAAAAAGUGGAAUCGCGAGUGUCACAUUGCUAAUUAAUUUGGAGUGUCAUAUUGCAAGAUCAUUUUUUUUUUCUUGGACGCUUUUGCAGACCUGCACAGUGUACAUAUCGACUGAGUUCAUAGCACUGAUUGCUUCAUUCA
Messenger RNA from Phragmites australis (common reed), 4762 nucleotides. Its product is annotated as putative E3 ubiquitin-protein ligase LIN. The record is from RefSeq and is a predicted model, not a curated record. The transcript has 15 exons. NCBI's taxonomy places the organism in Eukaryota, Viridiplantae, Streptophyta, Magnoliopsida, Poales, Poaceae. Gene Ontology annotation, biological process: protein ubiquitination. Gene Ontology annotation, molecular function: ubiquitin-protein transferase activity; protein binding. Bases 346 to 4575 code for a protein of 1409 amino acids.